CGAAAAGUGCAGUGCUUUUCCUAUGAGGAGACUGCGCGUUGGUUAGCACAAUAAUGGCUGCUGCUUAUUUGGAAAAUGAAGAUAGUUUGCAAGCCAAUAAUGAAAGUUCGUCCUCUGAAAACGAGAAUGGUGCAGUUCAAGUGGUCAGCACUGAUCCAGUAAAUAACAUCUUUAAUGCCGACAUCUUUAACGCUAAUGGAGAAAUGGAGUUACGUCCUAGUGGCCCAGUACUGGAGAGAGAGGACCACGCCGAAGUUCUUGCAAGCAAUGCUGAUGUUCCACCAAUUAAGAUUAAAGUAGAAAACGCAGAGGAAGAUGAAUGUGUUGCUGUAUGUCUGCACGAGGACGAGGGAGAAGAUUUGGGUGACAGGACUAGUAAUGAAGAGUCUUCUGAGAGAGAUAAAAUUGACAAAGGGGAUGGGCCAUUUCGCUGCGAGGAGUGCAGUGUGGCCUUUUGGAACAAGGACGCUUACCUAGAGCAUCGUUGUGAGCACACCCACGAUGGUCCCAUAGUCUGCCUGGACACAGAUUCACAGUGGGAUGACCUGCUCGUCUCGACGGAUGGAGGCCAGAGGACUUUAUGCUGUGCUCUUUGCGGGCAAAAAUUUUCAAACUCAAAAGGGUUUUUCAACCAUCAGCUUAAGCACCAAAAUCAAGCGCUUAAACAAGAAAUGAAUGCUGGCUUUGGUGAGGGUGCGAUAAAACAAAAAGAAUACGAGUGCAAAGAUUGUGGCAGAACGUUUUACAAUAUGGGCCAAUGUCUCAAUCAUCAGCGUUCUCAUAAACAGGCCUCAAAGUCUGUGUUUCAUCAGAUCGAUCAUUUAAAGAAAAAAUCCUUCCAGUGUCCCACCUGUGGACGCUGUUACUCUCGGGCUUCAGCCCUCGAUGCACACCAGCGCUGUCAUGAGAUAAAGCUGGUAAAAUCCAAAAAAAUUGAAACUGCUCAAAAACCACCCCUACCCAAUGAGGCUCCAGGUCACGCUGAAGACCUAGACGCAAACCCUAAACAGACUGGGGAACAGCAAAAGGUUUUCAAGUGCAUCUGUGGCAAAACUUUUCGGGCUUUGUGUGGCCUUGGAACGCACCAGAGAUUCUCAAGAGGCUGUUCAGAAGGGAAGGUCAAGGUAAAGGUGAAGGAGCCAAAGAAAUGUAAAUUUGAAUGCUCUGAAUGUGAGAAGACUUUUGUUAGCUCUGUGGCUUUGACAACCCAUCAGCGCUGGCAUAAAAGACGAGCGCAAUCUGGACAGCCAUGUAAAUGUAAAGAGUGUGGCAGGAGCUUCACUUCGCUCGCAUUCCUCAACAGGCAUCAAAAAUUGGCUCACAGCAAAGAGCUGCCAGCAAAAUCAUUCCUUCAACAAGUUUGCCAGCUUAAGAAGAAGGCCUUUGAGUGUCAGGAAUGUGGCUGCCGGUUUUCACGGAUGUCAGCUCUGCAGUCACAUCAGCUCUGUCAUACCGAUGUCUUUCGUAAUGUCAUGAAAGGUUCAGAAACAAGCAUAUUAGAGAUAUACCAAAAUGAGGCACAUGGAAUUGAUGACUUCGCUUCUAGGACCACCAAAUAUUCACAUGACGACAUCUCUCACACUCAAUCCCCAGAGGAAAAUUGCAAUGUGAUCGAUGUUGAGAAUGAAGAUGUUGAUUAUGAAAUUGUCCACAUCACAGAACCAGAUAUUGUUGAGAGUAGUAGUGGUCAGGAUCAUAAUCCUGAUCUUGAGCUAGUGUGUGAAUCGGACCAAGAGGAAAUGAAUGACAUAAGCGUCAGCUUAAUUCAUAGAGCUGAACCUACGCCCUCCUCUGUGCAGCUGCCUCCAGAAAUCGAUGUGACCAUUGUUAAGAUUGAUUAUGAACUUUUAAAUAGUGAAGCAUUAAAAAAUGAUGUAGUUUUGAGCAAAAGCCCACUUGAAGAGUCUGGAAAUUAUAACUGUCCACAUUGUGAUAAAACGUUUGUCAAAGCCUCAGCUUUGCAUGGUCACAUGCAUUGCCACAGAAAAAGCACUGGGGUUCCUUACAAAUCUGUUACAUAUCAGCUUGAAAAUCUGCAGAAAACCAACUUUAAAUGUGAAGAGUGUGAUCUCAGUUUUUCUAGAUUGUCUGCAUUGCGUUCUCACCAACAGAUUCACAAGCUGUUUGUUUGCUUGCAGUGUAACAAGAGCUGUUCAAGUGCAGGUGGUCUAAGCAAUCAUCAAAAGUUUUGUUGUGGAAGCAAACCCGGCAUCAGUGAUGUUAAAGAUGACAAGAUUAAGAAUUUCAAUCCAUCCAAGUCGCUUUUGGGCCCAAAGGUUCAUCACUGUCAAAAAUGUGGUAAAGGUUUUUGGUCGUUGGGAGCUUUCUAUCAUCACAAGCAAAACCACAUGCAGUGUGCAGAUGUUGAGAAAACAAGACCAGCUCCUGAAAACAGUCACAUUCGACGCAAGAAAAAGGCCCGCGGCAAUCGGUUUGGACAGAAACAACCGAAUGUGAAUUCAAAUGAGAAAUAUGAAUGUGAGGUGUGUGGGAAAUCAUACCACAUGCUCGGUUGUUUUCUUAAACACAGGCUCGUUCAUGACCCCAGUCGCAAACCUGCUAUCAAAUCUUUUGACUAUCAACUUGAACAUUUACAGAAGAACUCCUACCCAUGUCCUGACUGUGGUAAAGUUUUCUCCCGUGCCAUGGCUCUUCAGUUUCACAUGAAAAGCCAUGGCUUUGACACUGGCAUUCCUGCAUCUGCUAGUUUGCCACCAAGUCCUGAGAAACUUCGAUGCCUGACAUGCCAAGCUGAUUUUACAUGCGAGUCACUGCUGCAGGAUCAUCAGAAGUGCUGUUUAAAACCGGGUUAUUCACAAGCAUGUGAAAAAAAUGAAAUAGAGGUGCAAAUUGAAUCCUCUCAAAAUGUUGAAGAUGCACUGGUAUGUGAGGCAGAUUCUGGAAAAGAACAGAAAACUCAUUUAGCCAAGUUGAAAUACAAAUGUCAGGACUGUACCAGAAGCUUUUCUGUAAUCGGUGCACUUAAUUUUCAUAAAAGGAUUCAUCUCAAAAGUUAUGCAUCUAAAAAGCUGAAUGCUAAAGCAGCAAAGCAACUGAAGAUUAACAAAAUGCAACUCCAGCCAAGUUUAGCAAAAACUCCUUUCGCUUGUGUGGAAUGUGGAAGAUACUUUAUCUCAAAUUCAGCUCUUGGCACACACAGGCGAUGGCACACAGACAAAAAGUUUGCCCGAUUUUUGUCAAAGAAAAAAAGUGUGGAUGGUGGUCCUUAUUUAUGCAAUUUAUGUGGGAAAGGAUUUUUCUAUCUUUGUGUUUUACGCAGACAUCAGCGAAAUCAUCCUCCUGUUGAGACUCAACACCAACAAAAGCAAAUUCAACCAAAAGAGCAUUUUACUUGCCCAGAUUGUCAGAUGUCUUUCUUAAGUGGGUCUUCUCUAAUGACUCAUUUUGCAGAAUGUCAUGGCAAGCUUGCUGAGAACAAUAAACUACAGUGUCAGAUUUCCUAUACUUUGGAAUCUGGUCCGUCCAUUGAGAAGACGUACACAUCCAAAAUGAAUAUCGCUAAGCAGGAGAAGCCGAAUGCACAGUAUCAUCGGUGCUCUCACUGUCCUAAACGCUUCUCAAAUGAACGUGGUCUUCGUGCGCACACAUGGCAGAAACAUUUUCAGGAUGCAUCUACUGAGGAGAAGCCAAAACCACCUUUUGCUUCUAAAGUGCCUCCUUAUAAUCAUAAAGAUCCGAAACCAUCUACAGAAGAGGAAACUGCUCAGCACAGUCAGAUUUUAGAAGUGACUAGGAAAUGUUUUUUCAAAUGUGACAAAUGUGCUAAAGAUUUUCCAAGUGAGGAGCAGUUAAAUGCACAUAAGGAGCUGGCAAAGAGUCGGCCACACUCGUGUGCUCUUUGCUGUCGUGGUUACUGGAGUGAAAGCCAGCUACAGCAGCAUCUUGCAUGGCACGAUGAAGAACGCCGGCGUCUCCCGACCGAACUGCGAUACAGACUCGGUGCUUCUAUGGCGCCGAACGGAUCAACAUCUAAAGUCAAGCAGCCCAUUCCACUUGCAAAUACACACCCCAACUAUAAAUGUCAGGAUUGUGGUAACAAUUUCUUGUCACUUCGUGCAUUGCAGGAGCACCAGGCUGUUCACGAAUCUGAGGAGCCGUAUCAUUGCUCUCUGUGUCCACAGACUUUUAGUGAUGUCAGAGAUCUUAUUGACCACCAUCAGGAUUGCUUGGGUGACAAGGAAAAACAAGCAAAGGCGUUUUUCCCAGAAAGUGUUGCCGGGAACCUGGUGUGCACUGAGUGUGGGAUUACCUUUAAACAGGAGACAGAUCUGCAUCAGCAUUAUAUUGAACAUGCACGUGGAGUGGUCUAAAACUUGUAUGUAUUAAGAUGAAUUACUUGUACUACUGGCUGAUCAUAGUUUACUAUAUCUACACUGAUUUAUUUUAACACUCCGUUAGCACUGUUUUGUUAAAUGGAAAUGAUGUAAAACUGUAUACAGUAGAGAAAGAAAAAUGCUUUCAGCUUUUGAAGUUUAGACUUUUGCUAAAAUUGUUGUAGGGAGAUGGAAACAUGGAUGCUGACAUGAAAGUAUUACUGAAAAAAAACUUAAAUUGUGUUGAUACUUUGCAUCUUAUUAUAAAACUGCAACGUAAAUGUGAUGCCCAUUAAAGUACAUUUUGUUCUUAACUUACUAUAUCAAAGAAAAAAAAUGAUGUACUUGGACUUAAUAAAAAGAAUGUUUUAAGGUUAAACAGCCAAGGUGUUUGUUAAAUAUUUGUUGUAAACAUUGGAGAUGUAGAAAUAGGUAUUCCAUUAAAAUUGUAUGUUUAAUCAAACUAGUUUUUGAUUGCACAGUUUGUGUUCUUUAAAGGGGCCAUGGCAUGAAAAUGAGACUUUUUCCAUGUUUAAGUGCUAUAAUUGGGUCCCCAGUGCUUCUAUCAACCUAGAAAAUGUGAAAAAGAUCAACCCAUUAACUUAGUUUUGGUCAACCAUUCUCUACAAGCACAUACAAAAAUAGGUCGUUGAAAUUUGGCCCUCUUUAUGAUGUCAUAAGGAGCUCUUAUUAGAAUAAUACUGCCCCCUUAAUCUGAAAAAGAGGGAGAAAAAAAUAAUUCACAGCACAAUUGAGUUUCAAUUGCAACAAGCCACCAUCAUUGUGAUCAGUGUUUGCACUUCAUCGGCUCAUUUGCAUUUUAAAGGACACACCCAAAACGGCACAUUUUUGCACACACCAACAAAGUGUCAAUUUUAACAUGUUAUAAUAAAUUAUCUACAUGGUAUUUUGAGCUAAAACUUCACACAUGUGCUCUGGGGACACCAAAGAUUUAUUUGACAUCUUAAAAAAGUCUUGUGCCAUGGCGCCUUUAAGUAUUGAUUUGACACAAUUAGACAUCGUUUCCUUAUUGUUAUUGACUUUGCAUUGUACUUAAACACAUUUACUUUAGAUUUUUGCAUUUUUAGAAAAUGGGAAAAUUUUCCAUCCCCCCACAUUUUCAAAGACAUGUUUAAUGUUUCUUUUGAAAAAAGAGUCACUGACUCUACAGACAUUUUUGGAUAAAGGUAGUUCCUAUAUGUAUAUACGUUCAAGUGAUUCAAUGACAUUAAGAAUGUGUAGACAAGCUGCAGCUUGAUGUAUUAAAACCUUUCUAUCGGCAUGAUAUAUUGAAACAUAAGGAAAUAUUGAUUGUUUAAAUAACUGAAUCAUUGUGUUAUAUUGAAUUGAAAAGAGAGCGAUAUCUUAACAUUCCUUUCUACUUACUAGGGUGGAUAAUGAGUUUAAGGUUUUUGGUUGGUUUUGUAAACUCGCAAGAAUCUUUUAGACAUUAAACAUUAUAUUGCUUGAAUUGAUUAUAUGUGCAUCCGGAGGGAGUGAUAGCUCUUUAAGUCACAAAAAUAUACUUGUUGCCAGAAAGUUACUUCGGACCUCAAGAUUGUUUCUUUUUUUAUGCGCUGUGACCUUUAUUGAACCUAAGAAUUAUUCACAAAAUACUUUAUACAAUACCCUGUUGGCUGAUAUAUACGUUGUAUACUGAAUGCCUUAAAGACUGCUACUGUUUUGUGACAAACAUGUCACAUGUUUUAUUUCGCUCUUGUGGUUGUGGUACUUUCUCAGACCUGCUUUUGUCUAAAAUUGUAAUAUUUACCAGUUACCAGUAAAUAUUUUAAAAGAAGUUAAUGUAAAUAUGAUUUGAACUUAAGAAGUUGCCUUCAAUUACACAGUCAUAAAUUCAGUGAAACUGUGUCUGAUCAUUAUGGGUAGGAACUGCAUGUUUCGUUUUUCAUGUUGACAUCUAUAGCCACUUCUCCCAAAUAUGUUGAUUAUAUCUGGGGUGAAAUUAAAUACAGUGGUGACCCAGAAAUCAUGAUCAUCUAAGUGCAUACAACUUUUCUGUGUAGCUAAGAUGACGACUAAUAAAAAUCUGUUUGCAUAUUUAUAUUGUCCUAGUAUUCUGUCUGUUUUAAAUUGUUAGGUUAUGGUUAAGUUUGUAAAUAGUGUACUCAUUUGAACUGUGUGGAUCUCUUUAUCUACAAUAUCAUACUAACUAACUUUAAAUUUGAACUGAGGUGUCGUUUAGCAUUUUGCAUCUGAGCUUCUCAUAAAUAUAUGAAGUAUCCAAGUAACAUUUACUUUAAAGUUUAUUGCUGUGUAUAUAAUUUAAAACAAAGAUUGGACUGUGUAUUGAGACAUGCUGGAAUUCCAUCCUCAAUAUAGUCAUAUUGAUGAAUGACAGCUAUGAAGGUAAAAUCAAAACGUAUAAGUCAAUAACAUGGCAAAUUUAGCUUAAAUUAAAUGUAAUGCGCUAUUGACAUGAAUUUUCUU
Molecule: messenger RNA, 6782 nt
Organism: Paramisgurnus dabryanus
Lineage: Eukaryota; Metazoa; Chordata; Actinopteri; Cypriniformes; Cobitidae
Biological process (GO): regulation of DNA-templated transcription
Molecular function (GO): DNA-binding transcription factor activity, RNA polymerase II-specific; RNA polymerase II cis-regulatory region sequence-specific DNA binding
Source: RefSeq, a predicted model, not a curated record